This is a messenger RNA of Mercurialis annua (annual mercury), 1491 nucleotides long. Its product is annotated as low-temperature-induced 65 kDa protein. Bases 36 to 1358 code for a protein of 440 amino acids. NCBI's taxonomy places the organism in Eukaryota, Viridiplantae, Streptophyta, Magnoliopsida, Malpighiales, Euphorbiaceae. Gene Ontology annotation, biological process: response to abscisic acid. The record is from RefSeq and is a predicted model, not a curated record. The transcript is spliced from 4 exons.
UGAAAAAGAGGUUGAAAUUAAUUAAACGAUCAAAAAUGGCACGUAUAAUAGCUCAACUUGAUGGCAUUCAUAGACAUGGUGAACCUCCUAAAACUCCUACUUCCCCAACUAUAGAACAACUUCUCCGAGGACCGGACCCUUCGAGGUGGUCACCUCGGAGCUCCCCAACAUUCGGGAGGGAACAUGACAUGGAGGAAGAUCAUACUCAUACCCCAACACAUAGAAAAUCAGUUCUUGCCAAAGUCAAAGAUAAGGCUAAAAAAUGGCGAAACACGCUCAGCAAAAAGAAGCACAAUGAAGAUGGUAAUGCUACACCUUCGUGGGGUGUUAGCUUGGAGGAUGAAGACGACGACGAUGAAGAUCCUGAAUACCUUGGAGCUCCAAUGUAUGAAUCAGAAAUGGCACCUGAAGGUUACAAAGAAACAGCUAGACAACAUCCAAGAGUAAUUCCUGCAAUAAUCGAAAAGCAUGUUCCGACAAUUAACACUGCAAAAUCUGUUCGAACUACUCCUAGUCCUCGAUCUGCAUCGCGAACAACACCGCAAGUAUCACCGAAAGCUGCAACAACACCGCAAGUAUCCCCAAAAGCUGCAACAACACCGCAAGUAUCACCGAAAGCUGCAACAACACCAACAACAUUGUCGAAAACAAUGUCGGAGACUGUGGCAGAAAAACUCGCGCCAGCAUACGCCACAGUAACCGAAGCUACAUACGCCAUUGCUUCAAAAAUUCAAAGUCUCGCUAUUUCCGCCCCUGAGCAGCAAAUUCCUUCUCCGAAAACAGAGAGUCCGCCUUCGAAAUCCUCGGUUUCACCGAAAUCGCCAAGAUCGCCUGCGAGCUCAUUAGCAACAUACUCAACUAUAAAAGGCACAUUGGCACCAAUUAUUGCACCAAACUCGUCGAACCAACCAACACGAAGGGCCUUAACCCGACAAGAAUCAACUAAACAUAAGGAAGUAACAUUUGCACCCGAACUAACUGCUCCCGCGGCAAUAGCAACGACGAGUAAUCCGGUGAGUACGACGGAGCAAAUUUGGGAUAAGGGAGUGUCGGUAAAGGAGUAUAUAAUGCAGAAACUGGAGCCGGGUGAGGAUGAAAAGGCGCUGUCGCAAGUGAUAACGGAAGCAAUUAGUCCGAAAAAAGGAUCGGGUGAUGUGAGUGUCGUCGAAAAGGUUCGAGAAGCUGUAACAACUUUGCUUAGGAAUAAUGGUUUGGCUCAAAAUCAAUCUCAAGAACAACAACAGAAACGUGUUGUUUUUCAUUCGGCUCAGAAUUCUGCAUCAAAUAUUCCUAUGUCAAUCAAUGCUCAUGAAGUUGUUGAGGAAGAAAAUUAUGGACGAAUACUUCAAGCCAACUAAUGAGGAAAUCAAAAUGGCUAAUAAGGAAAAUGUAUUAAACUAUUUAAUUUUGAAAAAUAUUUGUCUUGUAUUUUUAUUUUUGUUAGUUCUGUUCCAGUGAUCUGUUUUUGACUUUUGUAACAUUUUUAAGUAU